CAAUUUGUUAAGGAAACUAUCCCCAGAACAGUCAUGUCCCGUAUCGGUGAUCAAUUGAUUGAUCGAUUACAGCCUUGACUGCCUGCUCUGACUUCCUAUUAUUAUUAUUAUUAUUAUUAAAACAUUUUACAGCAGCUGUACCUCAGAAUCAGAGUCUACUGAAUCGGGUCCGACACCAUGCUAGCCACAGUGACUGCUGUGGUUAGGUUUGCUCAGUACAAUGGCAGUACUUCACCUACACCGUUGGAGAACACAUCAACAUUCCCAACCUGGCAACCUGAUACUGAAGCCAACAUCUCAAAGCCUCACAAAUGUCUACAAGUUUUGUACGAGGACAUUGGAGACUCCAGGGUGCGGUUCUGGGACAUUUUACUGCUCGUGCCAAAUGUGGCCUUCUUUGUAUUCCUGAUGUGGAAGCUGCCCUCAGCCAGGGCAAAGAUCAGACUCACCUCCAGCCCCAUCUUUGUCACCUUUUACUUGCUGGUGUUUGUGGUAGCGGCGGUUGGAAUCACCCGGGCCGUAGUGUCCAUGACUGUCAGUGCGUCCAGUGCUGCUACGAUCAUCGAUAAAGUGCUGUGGGAAAUCACCCGUUUCUUCCUGCUGGCGAUUGAGCUCAGUGUUGUCAUCUUGGGACUUGCUUUCGGUCACCUGGAGAGCAAAUCCAGUAUAAAGCGAGUGCUCGCUAUCACUGCUGUGCUGGCUCUGGGCUACUCCAUCACACAGGGCACUCUAGAGAUCCUGUAUCCAGACAGUCACCUGUCUGCUGAGGACUUCAACAUCUACGGUCACGGAGGACGGCACUUCUGGUUGGCCAGCUCCUGCUUCUUCUUCCUGGUGUACUCUUUGAUUGUGAUCUUGCCUAAAACUCCAGUGAGGGAGAGGAUAUCUCUUCCAUCUAAGAGGAGUUUCUAUGUGUAUGCUGCCAUUCUGUCUUUACUGAACCUCGUCCAGGGACUGGGCAGUGCCCUGCUAUGUGCUGGAAUCAUAGAGGGACUCUGCUGUGUCGAUGUCACCACCUUCCUGUACUUCUCCGCCUUUGCGCCGCUCAUUUAUGUCACAUUCCUUAAGGGCUUCUUUGGUUCUGAGCCCAAGAUCCUGUUCUCCUACAAGUCACAGAUGGAUGAGCCGGAUGAAAGUGACGUCCACCUUCCCCCGACCGUCGCUACAACCAUUGGCCGUAAGGAGCUCACUGACCAGGGCCUGUUCUACUCCUCCACCCAGAUUGAUGGCUCUGGUCCCAGCAGCUCUCGUAUGGUUGGAGCAUACCUAGAUGAUGUUGCCUCCGGACCCUAUGGGUCCAGCAGCAUUAACAGCAUUGAAGCCGACCGCUGGAGACCUAUCAACGCAUGAAUGAAGAGGGGAAUGGAAGAAGAGAGGUUGUUAUAACAGCUGGACUUACAUGUUGUGCGUGUGUAAUGCAGGCUGGCAAAAAAAAUGCAGAACAAAGUAGUUGGACAGCAAGAACGGGUAAUCUUUGUCUUGCUUUGACGCCAGGAUAAGUUAACGAGUGGACACUUAAGGAGGUACCUUUGCUAGCCAAUUAUCUGAAGGACUGUGAAUUUAGCAACUGCUUUUGUAACACUGUUGCCAGAGUGCACUGCUGCUGUAGCGCCACACUAGGAGUACUGUCGUUGAUUGUGGCACCGUAUGGAUUCUGUUCAACGUGCUCUUAAAUGUGGGAGCUUACUGACUCGUCUCAGUACAAUUUUUGUCAUUCCAGCAUCGAGCAUUGACAGCGUAAUCUCCAACAAUUAAGUUUUAACCCCAUUUUAAGCACCCAAGUCUUUGAAAUCUUACAUUCUUUUGAUGGAACCUCAACAUCUGUUCAUUCCAACUAAACGCUUUGAGUGACAGCAUCUCAACUCGCUUUAUACGCAGCCUUCUAUUAGAUCUGUGACUCAACUGGCUGGCUCUCUAGAAAGGGCACCAACAAGUGCUGGUUAAUUUUGAUUGGUGUACUGCUUAUGAAAAAGGAACAAGUGAAAGGUGUUUGUGUGAGGUGUGUCACUGCAAUAUGAUAAGCAAAUCAUUAAUACCUUUGCAUUAAUGCUUCAGAUCCCAAACCACCUGUAACGCUCUCUACCAGGAAUGGCUGAGACACCAGAGCUAUAAGCUUGUUAUCUGUCAUUUCUGUCCUCUUUAAUUUAUUUUGGACUUUUGCUUUAAUUUCUUAUUCCAGAGUAAUCAUUCCUGCAACUGAAAGCACAUUUGUUAGCUUCAUAAUCAUUUAAAAUGAGUUAUUACGUGUGAUAUUUGAUCAACAAACUUUUUUUGUGUAUUCCAAAUUAGACAUGCUCUCAUUCCAUAUCAGCAUAUCCAGUUCAGCUCUGAUUGCUGCAAAAGGGUUGCUGUAACAAAGCUUUUAUUUUUAUGCCAAUGUCUUUUUUCCCCCAAAAGUGUUAUUACAAGUGCUCAAAUUAGACCAUAAUGUAUCGCUAAAUGUUAUGGUAUCAAAUGAUGGUAUUGAUACAGUGUAAUUAUAUAGAUUAUAACUACAUACUAAGAGAGGCUCAGGCAACUGGUAUGUCAAAGACGGGUCAUUAUAAGACGGUGUCAAGAGAAAACUACUGGACUGUGGCAGAGCAAAUUUUCCACUAUUAUCAGAUUUGGACUUGAGUUAUUUACUUCUUUGUUCAGCUCAUGAAUUCAGUUAUUUCACAUCUCUUAGUAUUAAUACAAUAUCCUACUUAAGUCUUUAUGGACCACCACUCAUCACAUGUAUGUAUUCUUACCAAGAAACUAUGAUGUAUGUGAGUUUCCCCCUUAAAAUGCUACAUGUUUGGUAUGAAUGGAUUGCUGUAUUUAAGCUAGCAGUAUUCAUAGAUAGUGGUGACCUGUAUGCAGAAAAACAUAGAGAUACCUUUUAUUUUUUCAUCAUUUUAAAGCAACAGCUUCGUAAAGAAGUGUUGUAUAUCCAAGAAAUUACAGUAUUUGCCUGACUCUUAGAAAUAUUAUAUAUUCAAAUUUGAGUGCUGGUGAUAACUGCUUUAUAACCUGGUUAUAAAGUUAGAAUGGUGAUCGGGAAAUCAGUUUUGCUGAUUCAUGACAUGGGUUGACAAGGUGCAUCGUUAUGGAAGUCCUCUCUCUCUCUCUCUCUUGGUAGAUUUUUGGUGUUGAAAUCUUUUUGCAAAUGAUCUGUAAAUUUGCCUUUUUAAGUGCAUUGAUUGUAUAAUAUUCAGCCCAUAUUAAUGCAAUGUAUUGAGCAUUCCGUGACCUCCAGAAUAAACCUUGGACUCUUU
Anoplopoma fimbria (sablefish) is the source of this 3239-nucleotide messenger RNA. It is a transcript of the gene tpra1, whose product is annotated as transmembrane protein, adipocyte asscociated 1. Gene Ontology annotation, cellular component: plasma membrane. Gene Ontology annotation, biological process: G protein-coupled receptor signaling pathway. Gene Ontology annotation, molecular function: G protein-coupled receptor activity. Bases 178 to 1350 code for a protein of 390 amino acids. Lineage: Eukaryota; Metazoa; Chordata; Actinopteri; Perciformes; Anoplopomatidae. The transcript has 11 exons. The record is from RefSeq and is a predicted model, not a curated record.